Messenger RNA from Sphaeramia orbicularis (orbiculate cardinalfish), 3867 nucleotides. RefSeq names its product elongation factor like GTPase 1 (gene efl1). The record is from RefSeq and is a predicted model, not a curated record. Lineage: Eukaryota; Metazoa; Chordata; Actinopteri; Kurtiformes; Apogonidae. Gene Ontology annotation, molecular function: GTPase activity; GTP binding; ribosome binding. Gene Ontology annotation, biological process: cytosolic ribosome assembly. Gene Ontology annotation, cellular component: ribonucleoprotein complex; cytosol.
UGACAGUUGACAGAAAAGUCCGUGUCAGUGGACUCCUGUGUUGUGUUCAGGUGUUCACAAUGGGACAUAGCAGCCUGGAGAAGAUCAUCGCACUACAGAGAAACCCCGAGAACAUUAGGAACCUCUGUAUUUUAGCACAUGUCGACCACGGUAAAACGACUCUUGCCGACUGUUUAGUGGCGAGUAAUGGCAUCAUAUCGAGUCGACUCGCUGGGAAGCUGAGGUACCUGGACAGCAGGGAGGAUGAGCAGCUCAGAGGAAUCACCAUGAAGUCCAGUGCCAUCUCCCUGCACUUCACACAAGGAGAGAAGGAGUACUUAGUGAAUCUGAUCGACUCUCCCGGUCAUGUGGACUUCUCGUCGGAGGUUUCCACCGCCGUGCGACUGUGUGACGGCGCCAUCGUUGUCGUCGAUGCUGUGGAGGGGGUGUGUCCACAGACUCAGGUGGUUCUCCGUCAGGCCUGGUUGGAGAACAUCAGGCCUGUCCUGGUGAUCAAUAAAAUCGACAGACUCAUCAUAGAGUUGAAGCUCACGUCUCAGGAAGCCUACGCCCACCUGCAGAAGAUCCUGGAGCAGGUGAACGCAGUCACAGGGACUCUGUUUACGUCCAAAGUGUUGGAGGAACGAGCAGAGAAAGACAGCGAGGAGAAGGAGAGCGACCUGAGUGGAGAUCAGGUUUACGACUGGAGCGCCGGACUGGAGGAGGCUGACGACUCCAACCUUUACUUCUCGCCCGACCAAGGAAAUGUGGUUUUCGCCAGCGCCAUCGAUGGAUGGGGCUUCAGCAUCCAACAGUUUGCACAAAUCUACAGCCAGAGGAUGGGCAUCAGAGCGGAGGUGCUGCUCAAAACCCUGUGGGGAGACUUUUACCUCAACGCCAAGGCCAAAAAGAUCAUGAAGGGAGCUCAGGCCAAAGGAAAGAAGCCGCUGUUUGUGCAGCUCGUGCUCGAUAACAUUUGGAGUUUAUACGAUGCCGUUGUCACGAGGAGAGACAAGGAGAAGGUGGAGAAAGUGGUGACAUCACUGGGGGUAAAGGUCAUGGCCAGAGACACCCGUCACUCAGACCCUAAAGUCCUCCUGAGUGCGAUCUGCAGCCAGUGGUUACCGGUGUCCCAGGCCGUCCUCUCUAUGGUGUGUGAGAAGCUCCCCAGUCCGUUAGACAUGGCGGCAGAGAGAGUGGAGAAGCUGAUGAGUGUCGGAGCGCGGAGGUUUGACUCUUUACCCGAAGAGACGCAGGAACUAAAAAAAGCGUUUCUCCAGUGUUCGAGUCAAGAAAAUGCUCCAGUCAUCAUUUUUGUGUCCAAGAUGUUUGCAGUGGAUACCAAAGCCCUGCCUCAGUACAGACAGAGGCCGUUGACCCAGGAGGAGAUCGCCCAGCGCAGGGAGCUGGCCAGACAGAGGCAUGCUGACCGGAUGGCAGCCGAUCAGUCAGCGGCAGACCUGGCAAAGUACGACAGUACGACACAGGACGGCCAGACGGCUGCACCCGGUACAGAUGUGUCGGCCAGGAUGGAGAGUCUGACGGUGAAGGAGCCAAAGCCUGAGGAGGACGAGCAGCAGAAGGAGACGUUCAUCGCGUUCGCCAGAGUCUACAGCGGUGUGGUCAAACGUGGACAGAGAGUGUUCGUACUAGGACCAAAGUAUGACCCGGCCCAGGGUCUGAGCAUGCUGCCGGAGGGUUGCACUGCGACAGACUCUGUUCCUGAAGUGCCCCACCUGUCCUGUUGCACCAUGGGAAACCUGUACCUCCUAAUGGGCCGAGAGCUGGAGGAGCUGGAGGAGGUGCCAUGUGGAAACGUCCUGGGUAUCGGUGGUCUUGAGGAGUAUGUAUUAAAGUCCGCUACCCUGUCCACCUCCCCAGCCUGCCCUCCUUUCACGCCACUCAACUUUGAGGCCACGCCCAUCGUACGGGUUGCCAUAGAGCCCAAACACCCAAGUGAAAUGCCGAAGCUGGUGCGUGGGAUGCGUUUGCUGAACCAGGCCGACCCCUGUGCUGAGGUUCUGAUCCAGGAAACAGGAGAACAUGUUCUGGUCACAGCUGGAGAGGUGCAUCUGCAACGCUGCCUGGAUGACCUCAGAGACCGGUUUGCGAAAAUUGAGAUCAGUGCCUCCAAACCCAUCAUCCCGUUCAGAGAAACAGUGAUACGUCCUCCAAAAGUGGACAUGGUGAACGAAGAGAUGGGCAAGCAGCAGAAAGUGGCCAUCAUCCACCAGGUGAAGGAGGAGUCCUCUCAGGCUCGGACAUCGGACACCCUACAGGUGGACCCCAGUGGUCUGGUCACACUCACCACCCCAAACAGACUGGCCACCGUGAGCAUCCGGGCGAUCCCCCUACCAGAGGAGGUCACCCGUCUGCUGGACGGCAGCUUGGAGCUCAUUCGGACGCUGGAGCAGGUCAACAUGUCUCUGAGGGAGGGCAGGAGUCUGGACAUCAGCACCCGGACCCUGGAGGCUAUUGAAGGACUCAAGGCUAAGCUGGAGGGUCUGCUGCAGGGCCGGAAGUGGAGGAACGCCGUGGACAGGAUCUGGGCUUUCGGGCCUCGCAGGUACGGACCCAACCUUCUCCUGAACAACGUGGACUCGUACCAGCGACCCUCGGUGUGGCAGUGCCUGUUCAAAGGGAAUAAACCCUCCAAACCCGCCCCUCAGGCCGCUCUACGGGACUUUGACAACAGUAUCAUCAGUGGUUUCCAGCUGGCCACUCUGUCGGGGCCCAUGUGUGAGGAGCCGCUGAUGGGCGUGUGCUUCUCUGUGGAGAGGUGGGACAUCCAAGCCUCCACCCCUCUACAGCAGCAGGACUCCGUGGAGGAGGACUCCAUUUCCCAUGAGUCCUCAGAAGACAGCAGAGCGGAGGGCGGCAGUGAGAUGGACGAGCAGGGGGAGGGGCCUGCAGCGGGGCCGAACCAGGCCAAGCGUAGGCCAGAGGCUGGACCUGCAGACUGUUACGGACCCGUCUCCGGUCAGCUCAUCGCCGCCACCAAGGAGGCGUGUCGUCAGGCUUUCCAGGCUCAGCCCCAGAGACUCAUGGCCGCCAUGUACACGUGUGACAUCAUGGCUACAGCUGAGGUAUUAGGUAGAGUUUACGGAGUGUUGGGGAAGCGUGAGGGUCGAGUCCUCCAUGAAGAGAUGAAGGAAGGGACGGACAUGUUCAUCAUUAAAGCCGUUCUGCCCGUCGCCGAGAGCUUCGGAUUCGCCGACGAGAUCCGGAAAAGGACCAGCGGAUUGGCCAGUCCACAGCUUGUCUUCAGCCACUGGGAGGUGAUCAGCAGUGAUCCAUACUGGGUUCCCACCACAGAGGAGGAGUACCUGCACUUCGGGGAGAAGGCCGACUCUGCCAACCAGGCGCUGAAAUACAUGAACGCCGUCCGCCGCCGUAAAGGCCUGUACGUGGAGGAGAAGAUCGUGGAACACGCAGAGAAACAUGCGAACACUCAAGCAGUAGAGACGACAAACAUGGACAAACGCUCCUCUUAUGGUCGAUACUGGGUCGUUUCAGGACUUCACACCUGCUGCUGCUCCAUGGAGGUCUGGGAACAACAGGACGGACGGACAGGCGGACGGACGCUGGGUUCAUUUUCAGAAGACAUUCGUCACAGCAGUAUGCAAUGACUAAGAAGGAAUUUAGUUUCACUGUACAAACAUUUCCAUUACAAUAAAAGUGAUGCAAUAGUACUGUACUGAAAAUAAAGCUGUCAGGGAUCUGUUUUUUAUAGAAACUGGCUGAUUUCUGUUCAUUUUAAACACAUUAAAGUAUGUGUGUGAUUUUUGACCAAUUCAGUUACACCAUUCUGUUUUAAAUAAUAAAUUAAUGAUACUAAGAACUCGUGGUAUUUAAUGUCAUUAUUGCUUUGUUCUAGUCAUGCUGAUU